Molecule: messenger RNA, 1878 nt
Organism: Acanthaster planci (crown-of-thorns starfish)
Lineage: Eukaryota; Metazoa; Echinodermata; Asteroidea; Valvatida; Acanthasteridae
Gene: dimt1
Product: DIMT1 rRNA methyltransferase and ribosome maturation factor
Biological process (GO): rRNA methylation
Cellular component (GO): nucleolus
Molecular function (GO): rRNA (adenine-N6,N6-)-dimethyltransferase activity
Source: RefSeq, a predicted model, not a curated record
AUAAUGGAGGUUCAGCCGCACGUGCGCACCUUCAACUUUUUGAGGUCUGUUUUUUCGAAUCUGAAGAAGCAUUUUCUAGUUUUGUAGCGUUAUUUCGGAAGUUUCACACUACAUUUAUAAAUUUGCAAAGUCGGACAUCAUGCCAAAGGUGAAGAGUGCGAAGAAAUCGAGAGUUCACGAACAGGUUUUCAAGCAAGGAAUCCAGUUCAGAACUGACAUUGGACAGCACAUUCUGAAGAAUCCCCUGGUGGUCGAUGCCAUCAUCGAUAAGGCAGCCUUGCGGAGUACAGACACCGUGCUGGAGGUUGGACCUGGGACAGGGAACAUGACGGUGAAGCUCCUUGACAGGGCCAAGAAGGUGGUGGCUUGUGAGUUGGACCCCAGACUCGCCGCCGAGCUGCAGAAGCGAGUGCAAGGAACUCACCUUUCCAGUAAGCUUCACAUGAUCAUUGGCGACGUCUUGAAGUCAGACCUGCCGUUUUUUGACGUGUGCGUAGCCAACCUGCCCUACCAGAUCUCCUCCCCGUUUGUCUUCAAGUUGCUCCUUCAUCGACCCUUCUUCAGGUGUGCCGUGCUGAUGUUCCAGCAAGAGUUUGCUCAGCGUUUGGUGGCCAAGCCAGGCGACAAGCUGUACUGCAGGUUGUCUAUUAACACACAGCUCCUGGCAAGAGUGGAUCACCUCAUGAAGGUCGGGAAGAACAACUUCAAGCCACCUCCAAAAGUUGAGUCCAGCGUCGUCCGUAUCGAGCCGCGCAACCCGCCUCCGCCCAUCAACUUUCAGGAAUGGGAUGGACUUGUCCGAAUAGCCUUCGUGAGGAAGAACAAGACGCUUAGUGCAGCAUUCAAGACGAAAGCCGUGAUGGAAAUGUUGGAGAAGAACUACAGGAUUCAUUGCUCGGUUAAAAACAUUCCCAUCGCUGAAGAUUUUGACAUCAAGGAUAAAGUCCACGCUAUCCUCGAAGGCAACGAGUUUGACAAGAUGAGGCCACGCGUCAUGGAUAUUGACGAUUUUCUCCGGUUGCUGAAUUGUUUCAAUUCUGAGGGUGUUCAUUUCUCUUGAUCUUGGAGCAUGCAUCGUCACAGAAUCGAACGCAUCCAAGACAGACAAUGGACUAUAAGGUGUGCGCUGCAGAUUUUGAGCCCUCGUUGGGCAUUUUUUUGGUGUCGUAUCCUUGAUCAGCAAGGCCAGUCUACCACCUCCGGAAAUACGAGAAAUUUCCACUGUAUUGCAGCGUCGGUUGACUAAAGGCCCAAAAUAAGUUGAAAUCUAUUCAGAUGGCUGCACGUCUGGGAUUUUGUGGCAUGAAAUUGAUGGGAAGAAGUGUGAUUUCAGCAGCCGAUUUCACGAAAACUUUACGCAAUGGUCAGGUGUAACGUCACUCAGGCCACAUUUUAUUGCCAACCUUGCGCAACAAAUUAAGAGCUAUUUCACGAAACUUACGCACUGCGUAAGUCCGGGACUUGAGCAACAAAUUGUGGUGUAACUUACGCAGUCAUCUUGCGCGGCGUAAGUUGUGCCAAACGAAGCGAAAAUGAACAAUAGCUCAUGUGUUCAGUUAAGCCAAGUCAUUGCUGAACUGAACAAGGCUUAUGACUAGAAGCGUACAACUUUUGUGUUGGAAGGUAAUGACUAACUUGUUUGGCUGUGAGAGAACUGCGAGGUUUUUCUUGCCAGUUCUGACAAAGGAAAGACAAGAACCUUUUCAAAAAGGCAGGCGGAAGUGAUCCAACGACUGUUUGAUGAAUGAUGUUAUAUUGGAAAGGAACAGCCGCCUUGAAAGCCGUUAUCCUCCGGGAAAUUUAAUAUAAGUAAAACGUGACGCAGCUAUGCAACUUUUCAUGAAAUCAAACAUAAGUAUAUUGUGCAGCUAUGGCUCA